This is a messenger RNA of Vicia faba (fava bean), 372 nucleotides long. NCBI's taxonomy places the organism in Eukaryota, Viridiplantae, Streptophyta, Magnoliopsida, Fabales, Fabaceae. The record is from the annotation of a GenBank genome assembly.
AUGCAGAUUUCUAUCUCCUUUUCAUCCCCAUUCUUAACAACCAUGGCUGAAGCAGAUCAAAGGUUCCGUUCAGAGGUUCAUGCCGAGCAAUUCAGAGAAUUGAUGACUCAGAAUGUCAUUGAGGAAAAAUCUUGGGUUUUGAAUCAAGAUGAACUCCUGGAAGUGACUGUGAUUCUAAAGAAACAGAAGCUUACAUACUUGAAUAAGAAUAUCCAACUGGUUGCUAAAGAACUUGUCAUGGAAUUUUAUGCGAAUGCUUAUUGUGAUCCUAGUGACGAGGAUAGUGAUGUCACUCAAUUGGUAUACCGGGUUCGAGGCAAGGAAAUUCGUUAUGAUUGGCAGACAAUCAACGAUGCACUCAAAUGCAAGUAA